This is a messenger RNA of Myotis brandtii (Brandt's bat), 1402 nucleotides long. Its product is annotated as gamma-crystallin C. The coding region runs from base 821 to 1345 and encodes 174 amino acids. Lineage: Eukaryota; Metazoa; Chordata; Mammalia; Chiroptera; Vespertilionidae. Gene Ontology annotation, molecular function: structural constituent of eye lens. Gene Ontology annotation, biological process: visual perception; lens development in camera-type eye. The transcript has 3 exons. The record is from RefSeq and is a predicted model, not a curated record.
ACACCAGCCAGCCUCUUUCUUUCUUUAUUUUGCUUCUUUCUUUAUUUCUUUCUUGUCCUUCAUACUAUGUACCAUGAGGUAAGUACUAUAAAAUAACUCAUUCUCUGAGAGCUUAUGUGGCUACUAAGUGAACAUUCUCAGUCCACCAAGCUUUGCUCCCUCCCCCAGCCCUGGGAAGCAAUCUAUAAAGCAAUAAAUUUCCCAGUCAUGGACCCAAUGACCAUAAAAGCCUUUCCCCUGAUCCUUAUCACAAGUUGACUACCAGCCGCUGAUUUCUAGUUACAUGGAGUACAAAGGGGAAGUUAGUCGCUAUGCCUUAAAGCAUCUGUCAAAACUGGCAAAGGCCAGAAUCCAGAUUCGUGUCCUGUACUCGACUGGCACGUCGUGGACAAAAAGAGAAUUUAAGUUAGAGGGUCUCUGCCAAGGGAAAUUAGUGGGUGCUGGGCAUUCUGCUUUCCCACGACCCCUCUGGAAUUCUGUGGCUCUUCUAGAAAGGUAUAGAUUUUCCCCAGGAAAUACAUGGGGCGCAACUGAAUUAUGUGUGGAGACACAAGCGUUUCAGGUCAAAAGUUCAGACUGAUGCGCUGAUAAGUUUAGAAAAACACUGGGAACCGAAUAAAAGCCACUGUAGGGGCCCAAUAGGACACGUACAGGACAGCGUUAGAAUAUGCCAGAGAAUGAGGCUCCAUGAAUUCCCCUCCUCGCCUGGGGCCCCUUUGUGCUGCUCCUGCCAACGCAGCAGCCGCCCGCUAUAUAGACCCGCUGCCCGCUGCCCGCUGCCGCCCAUCCACUGACCUCGCUGCAUCCCAGCCAACCAGCCAUGGGGAAGAUCACCUUCUACGAGGACUGCGGCUUCCAGGGCCGCCGCUUCGAGUGCAGCAGCGACCACCCCAACCUGCAGCCAUACCUCAGCCGCUGCAACUCCAUCCGCGUGGACAGCGGCUGCUGGAUGCUCUAUGAGCGCCCCGACUACCAGGGCCCCCAGUACUUCCUGCGGCGCGGCGACUACCCCGACCACCAGCAGUGGCUGGGCCUCAGCGACGCAGUCGGCUCCUGCUGCCUCAUCCCCCAGACGGGCUCCCACCGGCUGCGGCUGUAUGAGAGAGAGGACCACAAAGGCCGCAUGAUGGAGCUGAGCGAGGACUGCUCCUGCAUCCAGAACCGCUUCCACCGGGGUGAGGUCCGCUCCCUCCAUGUGCUGGAGGGCUGCUGGGUCCUCUACGAGAUGCCUAACUACCGGGGGCGGCAGUACCUGCUGAGGCCCCAGGAGUACAGGCGCUCCCACGACUGGGGGCCCACGGAUGGUAAGGCUGGCUCUCUGAGGAGGGUGGUGGAUUUAUACUGAAAUCGGUUCAUGCUACCAUUUUCUCAAUUUGGAACCUAAUAAAGUAUUUCGUCUGUA